Messenger RNA from Caenorhabditis briggsae, 351 nucleotides. The coding region runs from base 1 to 351 and encodes 116 amino acids. The record is from RefSeq and is a predicted model, not a curated record. Lineage: Eukaryota; Metazoa; Nematoda; Chromadorea; Rhabditida; Rhabditidae. The transcript is spliced from 4 exons. Gene Ontology annotation, biological process: melanocyte differentiation.
AUGCCUAUACAUGCGUGUGUUGCACAUCAAAUUCAUCAAGAAGCUCCAGUCAACAAACUUCAAGUGAACUCGAAAGUUGUUCUGACUGGAUUAAACUUAACAUCGAUUCCCAAUGAAUUAAUAAAAAACAGAGAGUGUAUAGAAACACUGAUACUGGACAAUAACAUGUUGACAGAAAACUCAUUCAACAUGCCCAAAUUUCGAAACCUUAAGGAACUAGCAGUAAGAAAUAAUAAGAUCCGCAAUAUUGCUGUUUUUAUGGUCAAUAUCCAGAAAAACUGUCCAAACUUAGAAGUUUUGAAAAUACGAAAUAAUCCGAAUUGGCCAGUUAAGCUGAAAAAAGAAGAGUGA